AUGAUUGUCUCGCCACCCCGACUCAAUCUGCGCAGAGCCGCAUCGUAUCAAGGCUCUCAAUCUCACGACAAAAUACCGCUUUCGGCAACAUCGUCAUGCUUCGAUUUCAACCAUCUCCUCUUUUCACCUCCUCCCUCUCCGGGCUUGCCCGCUCUGGUACCCCGGCCCAGAAAAUCCCCAACCUUGAAACCACGGCCAAGCCGGGUGGUUCGACUCGUUACUUAUGCUGCUGGCCUGUUGAUUUUCCUUUAUCUUGCAAGAAGCAUUGUGAGGAAGUCUGUCGACGUGCCUAUGAUUGAGUGGGCUUUGACCGCGGGGGAAGAGUAUGAGAUGGUGGGACAAUACGACCUACCAGAAUUUCCAACGCCGAUUGCCAUAACGGAUCGCCGUGGCAGAUCGAAGUGGACGAUUUCUAUUCCCCCAACGUAUGACUUCCCCUUGACGGUGAAGGAGUAUUCCGAGAUCUGCGCCAAAUGCCAAGAGGUAGCAGCACACGUCAGAGAACUCGACAGCCGCAGCUACCCCUCCCAGAAGGCCCAGUUCGAUUAUUACUACGAAGACCCCUACUUUCUGGAUGUGAAAGAGGCCGAGAAGCGUGGCCUGCUUCCAGGUAUCGAGAACAAGUCCUGGCAAGUGACGGCCAAGGCCCAGGACGGCCACGUUGUUGGAGAGAAUAAGGACGGGCUGGUGCAGCAAGGCAGCUGCAAGACUUCUCUAACCUUUGUACUUGAAUCACCCGAUGCUGGAAUUGGCCCAACCUUGAUGAUGCUGUGGAUGGCAUACGGUUUGGCCCAAAAGGAGAAGCGUGCCUUCUUCAUCGACGACUCACGUUGGGCGUAUGGGGAGUACACCGACAUCUUUCAGGCGCCUCCUGCACAGGGGUGCAGUCCUCCUCCUCGGCACGAGAUGCUGCCAUGUCCCCAUCAUGCUCGGCACUUGGUUGUAUCCGUGGCGACAGCACGCGAUACAUUCGGCAACAGCUUUACCUCUGAGUACGAGCAUCACAGGAAGAGCGACGUUGACAGGGAGCGACCGAUGUAUGACCUGGCCCGUGUCGGUCAUGAGGCUCUGUUCCAUCUCAACGACAACGAUCACACGUACGUCCAGGGUCGUAUUCAAGAAUUGAAGGCCAAAGUCAGGGUUCCCGCAGGAAACAACGACGGCACCAUAAUCGGGGUCCAUGUUCGACAUGGGGAUCUCCACCCCUAUGACUAUCAGUAUAGCAGUGCUUACCUCCCGAAUAACCUCUACGCGGACAAGUUGCGGGAGAUACUGGAAGAUUAUCAUAACACCAGUAACCCCGACGGAGGUGAAGAUGUUGUGGCGAAACAGCGUUCGUUGACAGUUCUCGCCUCUGACGACCCAGACGUGUACGAGUCGGAAGAAUUUGCCGGAUCACUUCGUGCCCAAGAGUUGAUCAAGCUUGCGAGUGUGGCGGCAAUAAAGCAAGUGAACCCGGACAAACAUGUCAUGCAUAAGUUCGUCGACGAAACAUUUGGCUGGGAGGGUGGUUUUUUCGCCAGCAUGUUCUGGAAUCUUGGCCGGUCAACUCUCAACACUGCCAACGCCGCAGACAUGCCAGCUACAGCACUGGGCCCGCCAGCUGAGACAAUCCGCCUUCGCAAUCUUAUUGGGCGCGCGUACAUGAUGGACUUGGCAGUGCUCGGCCAGGGAAGCGACGUGGUGAUCUGCACUGUCAGCGCAAUGGGUUGUCGUCUGAUGGCGGUGAUCAUGGGCUGGGAGAAGGCUAUUGAAUCCGAAAAAUGGGUCAACAUUGAUGGGAACUAUCACUGGACCGGCAUAUCUCUUUGA
Molecule: messenger RNA, 1812 nt
Organism: Pseudomassariella vexata
Lineage: Eukaryota; Fungi; Ascomycota; Sordariomycetes; Amphisphaeriales; Pseudomassariaceae
Exons: 1
Coding region: 1-1812 (603 amino acids)
Biological process (GO): protein N-linked glycosylation
Molecular function (GO): alpha-(1->6)-fucosyltransferase activity
Source: RefSeq, a predicted model, not a curated record